Messenger RNA from Onychostoma macrolepis, 9378 nucleotides. RefSeq lists its product as uncharacterized. The transcript is spliced from 24 exons. Bases 636 to 5369 code for a protein of 1577 amino acids. NCBI's taxonomy places the organism in Eukaryota, Metazoa, Chordata, Actinopteri, Cypriniformes, Cyprinidae. The record is from RefSeq and is a predicted model, not a curated record.
AUAGGGUGUCUAACCUGAUUAAGAUGGUCUUUGAAUUGUGCUGGAGUAUUUUGCACUGACAAACACUACUCAUGUUUUCUUCCAAUUUUUUUUUUAAGUUUUAAAAGGUCAUCUGACAGCUUAGUUAAUUCACAUCUCCUCCCAGCGGGUUGGUUGUACUGUAAUCUGGUUGUAAUCUUCUUAGCUCACACAACGUGCGCUCUGCAGUUUGAAGGUUUCCUCCACAUUUUGUACAGAUCAUUAACUGAAGAUGACAAAAUUAAGGCAUUAGCAAAUAUAACAUGAUGCUCCUGAGGGUGAGUGAUUUUUGUAAAUACUGUACAGCUGUAGCCUAACGAUCAUCAUAAUUGCCACUGCAUUAUCCAAAUGUAGGAAUACAAAUGAUUUAUCACUUGACAUUUAAAUGAUUAGAUCUUUAAUUGAAUUGAUAAUUGGGCGUUUGCAUGCAUGGUUAUGCCUGAAUAUUUUAUUAAGCUGAUGGAAUGAGACCUUGUUUUUAAAUUAUACCCGAGCAGGUUUGUAUUGAGACAGCAAAAUAUGACUAACAAGCAACAUGCUGUUGCCUGAGGAACACAGAUGAGCCUCCAUAUGCUCCAAAAGACGGUACAACCUCAUACAGGAGCAGACUUCCCUGCAUGCUCACGUUUGUUUCUGAGCCCUUCGUUCAGCAAACACUCUUCAAGAGAGAAACAGACUGCACUUUUGAUCUUCCCCACCACCACACCAUGUGGAACAAGAGCAUUUAUUCAGUUUUAGACACUGCAAGUGGCUCAAAAAAUGCCACGAGAGAUACGAGACCAAUUGAUGCUACAGCCCUCAGAUCUCGUAAUACGGCAGCCGAGCGCAAGUGUGUGCAAUGGAAAACCCCAGAGACGGAUUUUACUGAGGAUUCCUCAUUAUCCUCAAUUUCAAAGAGAGACAGCCAGCCGACCUGCUUUAAUUCUGCAGGCAUUGCUUAUAAACCCCAUAAGGAAGCAUGCGCUUUUCAAAGGCAAGAUGAAAGGCUUUCGUCCUCUACCUUUCAUGAGCUUCUCGAGUCCUCGUGGAAGUCUGCAAACUUGCAUUGCUCGAUGCUACACUUCAACACAAGUGAACAUGCAGUCUCUUUUGUUGAACAUCAGACGCCCAACAGAUCUGUAUCCACCUCAGCAGCUUCCUCUCUCGCUGUACCUGAUGUUUCUGAAGGCGAAAGACACGGCAGCUGCGUUCCAAGAGGUAUCAAAAGACAACCAAGAACAGAGCCGUUUCGGUGCUGUAAUACAAGAUUGGGCGCUGGUUCCAUCCAAGACAUUUCUAUACACAGCAAAUCGUCAAAUGAAUCAGGGGAAAAUGAAGAUUUCGUCAGCGACAUGAGGCCUGAUGGCAACAAAUGGGCUUUUGAUAGGCCUACUGAGAUUUGCACUGACCAUAUGCAAACAACGCAAAGAGUUUUUCUUAGAGGAGCAUGCAAACCUCAUCCAGGACCGGCGGGAAGUAGAAAUGAACAAGUGUGUAUUGAUGGGCGAUACUUUAUGUCUCAUCAACAACAUUCACCUUUUGUUAAGUGUAAAGCCAUGACUGCAACAGAAGCUCAGCUGGAUGUGGCACCAGAGGCUCAUGGUGAUGACUUUGAUGAAAAGAAAAUACAAGGAAGGUGUGAGGAUCUGUACAGGUUUCGUCUACAGUUGCGCUGUCUGAGAAUGUGGUCCAAUAGUCUCAGGUUACUCUCUCAAGCCCGCUGUAAUGACAGGAGACGGGCUCUAAGCAAAGCUCUGUAUGCUCUGAGAUGGGCUGUCAACAUGCAUCAUGCUCAAUCCGAUGCAGUGGAGAGGAGGAGAAGCGCUUUUCUGCUCUGUCGGAGUUUUUACCAGUGGAAGAAUCACUAUGAGAGCAGACACCUGAAGAUCUCACGCCAUCAUGAACGCAACACGGAUGCUUUGAGAAAACGACUCAUUCAGCCCAGAAGAACUUCAGUUCUGAUGAGCACAUGCUCCACCUGCAGGAACCUACAUGUGCUCAGAACGGCUGUGAUUCAUCACCAUUUAUCUGUACUGUAUAAGCACUGGCUGCUCUGGAGGCAGAUGUGUUUAAGGCGCUUCUCUGGAAGACAGCAGGAGUGGUGGGCAUGUGUUUGGUGGGACAGGAGACUCCAGAGCAGAGCCUGGACCAUGUGGACACUAACCUGGCAGAGGACACAGCUGGCCACACAUCAGUACAGAAGGUAUUUGUUAUCAUCUGCAUGGAAGUACUGGAAGAUCAGGAACAGUCAGAAGAGGUUGGAGAAGUUGAUUCAGUCCAUUCAGAGGAGCAACCUUCUUCACUCCUUCCAUCUCUGGAAGAAAAGAGCAGAAACCUGUCAAAAAGACAGAGAAAAACAGUUCGUUUUGAGCCGACGCACCCUGCACUCCUGGCACUGCUACGUUCAGAAGAAAAAGCUAACACGAUUUAGCGCCAGAGCCCAAUGGAUGCUUUCCAGGAGAAUGUUAGCAGUAACCUUCAGGAAGUGGAGAGAUGUCUCAGACAGGAUGCAGGACACGAGGAGAUGUCUGGAGAGAGUGCGCCUCCUGCAGGAGAAGGGUAGAAUGCAGGCUACGUUUGCCAUUUGGCUUCAAAGCGCUGGGGUGAGGAAGGAGUUAAGGAGAAUCCGGGAGAAUUCACAAAGAGCUCAACUCUCAUGGUGUUUAUCAGCGUGGAGAGCUCUGGCUCAGCGCAGUGCAUUGCUUCAGCGUUACUGUCUUCAGAGAAAUGCUCUGACACUCAAGACAUGCUUACAGCACUGGAGCAGAUCUCUACAGCUGCACACUCUCCGCAAGCAUUUCCUCAUCCAGCAGUCUCAUACAAGACAGAAAAACACAGGGCGGGGAAAGAUUGUGGCUCAUAUGGUGGAAGUGUUCAGAUGGAAAACAGAUAUUUCAGCUGAAGGACUAUCAACCAGACUUCUGCUCCACAACACUCUUCAAAAGUGGACAGAGAUUUUAGAGAAACACCAGUUGGCAAAAUCUCACAGAUCAGCUCAUGACAGAGCUCUGCAGAGGGCUGUUCUUCUGGAGUGGUACAGACACACUCAGGCUGGUUUCUCUGAUGGAGUUCUGCUGUUCGCUGACAGACUGGCUCAUCUUCAUCCCUCCUCCUCUGCCUCGUCCCCAUCUGGUCCUCUGAUGUCCACCGCUGUGCCUCAGGUUGUGUUACUAAGAGUCGUCGGCAGGAUGAUGCACCCUGAGCUGAGUCUGGCUUUUUCCCAGUGGAGGAGUCUAGUGCACACUAACAGAGAGAGGAGACUGCAGGCGGAUCUCUGCAGAAACAGCAGGAGAUGUGAAGAGCUGACUGUGCUUUUCAGGGUGUGGAGAGCUCAAACACAGAUGCACCGCCGGGCUGUUCGACACUGGGAGAGGAGGGUGAUCUUUCAGUCAGUCAUUCAGUGGAAACAAAUGGUUUGGCAGAGUCUCAAGAAACAUAUGUUGGAGCAGCAAGCGGCAGUUUCUCAUGACAUCAGUCUCCUCACACACUGCUUCUCUACAUGGACCAGACUGGCCAUAGGGCCGCACUGCAAGUGGCAGAAGUGUGCUGUUGAACGAAUGAAGAGCAGAACAGAGAGACACAGACUGAAUGUGAGCUUUUCCACGUGGGUUACGUGUGUCCGCCAGCGGCAGAACGCCAGAGCCUUUUAUAAUCUCACUCUACAGAAGAGCGUGUUUUUAGGUUGGCUGAGGAGUGUUCAGGUCUGUAAGCAGAGGCAGGCACUGGCUCUGUUCUUUGCACACUACAGACUCUUGGGUGUGUGUUUCUGUCAGUGGAGAAUCAUCUGCGCUCAGCAGCGGCUCGCCAACAGCAAAGCACAACACACACUCCACCUGAGAGCCAAAGCCAUCUUACAGCAGUGGAGGAAACAUACACACUUCAGGGCCCGUCGACACUCUCUCCUGUGUGAGUAUGAAGAGAGGAGGACGACUGUCAUGAAGAGAAGAACGUUUCUCAUGUGGAAUCAGGCAGUGGAGCAUUUCAGAGGAGCUCAGCAUUAUCACCAAAGAGCCUUAAAGCACAGGUGUUUCUCUCAGUGGCUCCAUGAGCUCAGGCAUCAGUCAGAGCUGCUGUGUGUGAGCAGAGAGCUGGAGGAGGUCUGGACGCAGAGAGCUGUCUCGCACCUGCAUCUCAUCCGUCUCUGUCUGAGUGUGUGGAGAGAGAGACUCGCUGAGAGGAAGAGGGCCCGUCUGGCGGUGCACAUCACACAGUCCAGAAAACAGAGAAACACGUUCCUGUGCUGGAAAACAGCGUUCAGACAGAGACUCAGGAGCAGAGAUCACUGGACACAGACACAGCAGAGGAGGGUUCUGCUGGCGUGGCACAGACGGACGGUGUCAGCGCAGAGACUGAGGUACAGAGAGGCCUGGUUCCAGUACAGCCGUGAGAUGAGACUGCAGGCUGCUGUAUUCAUGCAGUGGAGAAGAGCACUGAUCCAGGGUCAGCAGAGGCAGUGUGCUCUGGAGAGCCUGCUCAUCAUCUAUCAAAGCAGAGCCAGUGAUCAAGCAUCUGCGGCCACAGAACCGAAAACCAUCACAGCGUUUAACUACAGAUUACUGCACAAGUGGUUCAGGCAUUGGACACAUAGCAGGGAUUUGUUGAAAACAGCAGACAUGUUUUGUAUGAAGAAGAAAAGAAAUGAAGCCCGGUUUGUUCUGAGGGCGUGGUCACUGUGGGCCAAAGAACGCAAAGCACAGAGGCAGAUGGGGGAGGCUGUGAGUCUCUGGCUGGAGGGCAGAGCAGUCUCUAGAAGUUUCCAUCAGUGGGUCAAAGUGCAUCAACAACAGCAGAAAACCUCCCGCCACACACGAACACAGCUUUCACACAGUAUCACAGCAGUGGAGAGAAGAGGAGAGCAGGGACUGACCCGACUGUACUGGACCUGCUGGAAAAACCAAACUGAAGCAUCACUGCUGUACACACAACAAUCUAGGGUCCACAAACUCCUGCAAGAAAGAAGCCAGAACAUACUUGCAACCACCCACCCAGCAAGUAUGAGCGCUCUGUGCUGCAGAGAGCCUGGCUCACCUGGAGAAAGAGACGCAUCAGGAACAGAGUGUCUGCUGAUUGCUCAGCCACCUUUAACAACAUGCUAUUGGCUGAGGUGUUGCGAGUGUGGUGGCAGCGAGCCCAAAGGGCAGACUUUGAGCCCUAACCAGUUCUGUCUGUUUACAAGCAGAGCGUUAACAGAUGGAAACCAGUCAGUGCAGAUCACAGCAGACUGCAGAAACUCCACACAUCACUUAUCCAGUAUUCAGCAUCAGCAACACAUUUACACAUGUUCCCUACAUUCCCAUCACAACGACCUGAAUGUGGGCCUUUUUGACUUUUUUCUCUUUCAACUUUGUUUCAACAUUGUUUGCAGUAGUUGAACAGUGUUUAUAGGGUCUAAUAUGAACAUUUCCAGCCAAUCAGAGCUAAAUUAACCCACAGGGCUUACCAUUGUGAUUGAUUUCAUGCAAGACUGGGCUUUAUCUGCAACAUCUUCCUUUAGCAGUAAUAUUGUUUUAUUAUAUUGAUCAAUAUGUUUCAGACUAAAACAAUGACUUUUAUUUAGAGCUAAACAGCAGUGAGAACCAAGCUGUAGUAGUAUGAGAUGUGGUGGUGUUUUUUCCUAUCUGUUUUAUAGUCAGCCAAGUCCAUAGUGUGGAAAAAGUCACAGCACACCUCUCCUUAAAGGAAUAGUUCACCCAAAAAUGUCAAUUGUAUCAUCAUUUACUCACCCUUGAGUUUUCCAAACCUGUAUGAGUAACAGUAAGGUAUUUUAAAGAAUCUUUGUAACCAAAACAGCUGACGGUCCUCAUUGACAAUAUUUUUCCCCCCAUACUACGGAAGGCAAUGAGGUUCAUCAACUGUUUGGUUAAACUUAUUCUUCAAAAUGUCUUAUUUUUGUGUGAAGCAGAAGAAAGAAGCUCAUACAGGUUUGGAACAACUUGAGGGUGAGUAGAAUAGAAUAGAAUAGAAUUUUUGGUGAACUAUUAAUUUAACUAGCUGUAUGAUUUCAGAUAUCUUUCAUCGCAUACAAAUAUUCAAACUAGUUUUAGUGACUGCAAGAAACUGUUAAUUUAAAUUUAAAAAAAAGGGGGUCUUCGACAUUUUUCAGGGCAAGGACCCCUUAAUUUAAAACAUUCUAAUUUGUGUCUUAACUGUAACCCAUUCAGUGCUGAAAGUGAGCAGAGGGUGCUAAUUGUUAAUUAAUUAUGAAACAGUUCACUAACAUUGUCAUUUUCCUCAAGAUAUUUUCAAAUACUUUAACAUUCUGUCUGUUCAGUCCGCCUCACUCUGAUAUUAGUGCACAGAACUCACAGAACUUCCUUGAGAAAUGCCAGCGGUUCAGAGGGUUCACUUAUAUAACAGCCCUAUAGUGAGUUUAGAAUAAGUGUGUCAGGUUACUGACUCCUCCUCCUCUUCUCAUGCGGAAUGACAAGAACUUUGUGUGUGUGGCACUUAGUUUUCCAAGGUACUAAGCAAUUUUUAUAUACUAUAUGUAUUUAUAUGAAGUAUUGGUAUAGAAUAUUUCCACACUUUCUUUGUCCAAUAAAAUUUUUUUAUUUUUUAUUUAUUUUUUUUUUAAUGGAAGUAUUUGCAAUGCUCUUUGAUGAAUGAAAAUCAACUCUUUUUUUUUUAGUUUCCUGUAAGAGUUUUUACAAAUUCUGGAGAUAUUUCAAUCAUUUUAAUGUGUCCUUGUUAUACAUGCUUAAUGUACUUACUAUAGUAGUAACAGUAAAUUAAGCAUAAUUCUAAACAAUUAACCCUAAACCAAACCCUAACCCCAUAAGUACAUGUUGUUAAUUAAUAUAACUCAGUACUUCCUGUAACAAAGACACCUUAAAAUAAAAUAUGUGCUAUAGAUUUUUUUUUUUUUUUUUUCAUUAUUUACUUUGUAACAAGAACACCUUAAAAAUAAAGUGAAACCAAAACAGUGUAAUUAUACAUUUAAGUACGGAGUAAUAUUAAUUAACUACAUGUGCUUACUAUAUGGUUAGGGUUACUUGGAUGUAAUUAUGCAUAAUUUAUUGUUAUUACAACAGUACGUACAUGUAAUGUGUAACAAGGACACCUGAAAAUAAAGUGUUACCAUUCAUGACUCCUUCCUCAUCCUUGUUUGUUGUGAAAUGCUCUGAAGUUUUAAGACACAUUUUUUUUUAUUUGAAAAUAUUUAUUGCUGAAUAUGAAUGUAACAGCUAAAUAAACUUGUUUAACAAAAAAAUGUUUGAAUUCGGAGAGCUUAAAAACACCCAGAUACUGUAUGUAAUGGAUUCUUACACAUAUACACUCUCAGAAAUAAAGGUUACUUUUCAAAAGGUAAAUUUUUGUACCUAUUAGGUUCAAAUAUGUACACUUUAAGUACUAAUAUGUACCUUUAAGGUACCAAAAUGGACCCUUUAGGUACAAACAUGUACCUUUUGAAAAGGAACCGCCCCAGUGACAGCUUUUGUACCUUUAUUUCUGAGAGUGUAUAGAGAAAACAAGACACUUCUUUUUAAAAAGUAAACUGCACCAACGAGUAAUGCUAAAGAGAAAAAAUCACAUAUGCAUGAACAUGUUUAAUAACCAUGCUUUAAGCACAUGCCUGUUCAAGCAAAAACGAGGUCAAGUUCAUAGCGUUGGCUUCCUUCCAACAAGUGUGAUGUUUCAUGUGAUGGUGAGAUAAGAUGCUGCACGUGGAUUCGAACGUGUGCAACUGUUGAAGUAACUUCAGCUCUUCAGGUUUAACGUAACAUCUGCUGAUGGCAGCGCACCAAUCCUUCACCAUUAUCAACCGCAGUGCGUCCAACAGAGGCAUGGACUUUGAGAUUUAGGUGAACUCCAAAUAUAAAUGUUAUGUGAGUCACAAGCAAGCAAAUAAUUCAGCGAUGAUGUAGAACGUGGACAUGUUUAUUCAGCUUUCUAUUGCCAGCAGAAAAAAAAUGGGCAGACCGCUUUGAAAAAAAUAAAAAAAAGAUUCAAACAUUUAGAUCCAUAAUGGCACCACUUUACCACUGAUUACAAUAGUAAUCACUACCAUUACAAACCAAUUACUCCUCUAGUAUCAAUUCACACGACUGUAGAAAACUAUAAGUUGGAAUCUCACUAAACCUCUCUGGGAAUUUUUUCAUUAUAUUCAUUAUAUAUAAACUCUUUCACUCCCAAUUCGCAUUACUGUAACAUGAAAAAAUAAAUAAAUUGUAAAUUAUUUACUUAUGAUAGUAUUUAUUUAUUUUUACAGUAAUAACACAGUAAUAACCAUCAAAAGUGAAACAUCGAGAUACAUUAAGGUAAUGAGAAUUUAGAGUGAAAAUGUUCUUAAUUGUCAGGUAAAUAGGAAAUGUUUCAUAAUUGUUAAAGGGACAGUUCACCCAAAAAUGAAUCGUCAGCAUUAACUCACCUCAUGUUGUUCCAAAUCCAUAAAACUUGUGCAUUUUUUUCCCCAUCAGUUGAAAGUCAAUGCAUGCAAAACUUUCAAACUUCAAAAAGUACAUAAAGGCAUUGUACAAAAUAUAAUCUUAAUGAAUCGAGCAUUUUACUCACUGCUUCUGUUUACCUACUUACGUGCAUACAUCAAUGUAAAUUAUGUUAAAAAGAAAAAGAAGAAAUUAAAUCUGUUCAUCAUACCUCAGAAGACUUGGAUUGCACCUUUAUUGUUACAAUGUUGAAAGCUUAAACAUUUUGGUUGCAUGGAAUUAUUUCAAUGGAUUGACAAAAAUGAGAGAACAUUAAAAAUGUCUUCAUUUGUGUUCUAAAGAUAAAUGUAAAUCAUAUGGGUUGGAGCAAUUAACAUUUUCAUUUCUGGGUGAACUAUCCCUUUUUUUUUCUUCUUGAUUUUGGAGGAUUUGUGUUGACCUGUUUGACAUAGGAUGUGACAUGUUUUUAUAGGAUUCAUACGCGCUGCAAAUAGAAAAAAACACCUGCAAAUUAAGAAAACAACUUCAUCAAUUUGACAACACACGCGCUGCAAAUGCUCACAACACAACCAAAUAAAGAAACGCGCUGCAAAUGCUCACAACACAACCAAAUAAAGAAACGCGCUACAAAUGCUCACAACGCGCUGCAAAUGCUCACAACACAACCAAAUAAAGAAACGCGCUGCAAAUGCUCACAACACAACCAAAUAAAGAAACGCGCUGCAAAUGCUCACAACACAACCAAAUAAAGAAACGCGCUACAAAUGCUCACAACGCGCUGCAAAUGCUCACAACACAACCAAAUAAAGAAACGCGCUGCAAAUGCUCACAACACAACCAAAUAAAGAAACGCGCUGCAAAUGCUCACAACACAACCAAAUAAAGAAACGCGCUGCAAAUGCUCACAACACAACCUAGGGCUGGGCGAUAUAUUGAACACGAUAUUCAUGCGCAUCUCGUCAGUAAAGCCGGGUCCGUGAUUAGCGCUAAAUCUCCA